ACCACCACCACCACCACCACCGACCCUCACCAGCUCCUCGCUAGGCGCGUCCUGGGACGCUGGUAAAGGUGCGCUGCCUGGCCCCUCUCUCUCUUUUUCCCCCUCCUUCCUUCCUUUCUUCCUUCUCUCGCUGGCUUAUGCCAUGAUGUUCCCAAGCCUGAUCGCGCCACCAGCGGUGUAUCCGAGCCUCCUGCGGCCGACCCCCACCCUCACGUUGCCUCAAUCGCUGCAAUCCGCCUUUUCCAGCCACUCCAGCUUCUUGGUCGAAGACCUCAUCCGGAUCAAAACAUCACAAUCGCUGAUCCAGAAUGUGCUCCCUAAGACCUUCUCCUUCCCAUACUUUGAAGGAUCCUUUCAACCUUUUAUCAGAUCAUCUUAUUUUCCAGCUUCUUCAGUGGUUCCUAUUCCGGGCACAUUCUCUUGGCCUCUGGCUGCCCGAGGGAAACCACGCCGGGGAAUGCUCCGCAGGGCAGUCUUCUCAGACGUGCAGCGCAAAGCGCUGGAGAAAAUGUUUCAGAAGCAGAAAUACAUCAGCAAACCGGACAGAAAGAAGCUGGCAGCCAAGCUAGGCCUGAAAGACUCCCAGGUCAAAAUCUGGUUCCAGAACAGAAGGAUGAAGUGGAGGAACUCCAAAGAAAGAGAGCUCCUGUCAUCUGGUGGAUGCCGGGAACAAACUUUACCCACCAAGUUCAACCCUCACCCUGAUCUCAGUGAUGUCGGCAAGAAGGGCUCUGGAGAAGAGGACGAGGAAGCGAGCUCCCCGCUCUGCCCAGCCAACCCCAGGCAUCCUUUAAACUAUCAUCAGGCUCUCGAACACCCACACCUGAGGGACAGGUUGGACUCCCAGAUGCUCCCUUCUCCCACCCAUUCCAGCAGUCCCAGCAAACCUUCAGACUUCUCAGAUUCAGAGGAAGAGGAGGAGGAGGGUGAGGAAGAUGAAGAAGAGAUCACUGUCUCAUAGAGAUGUUUCUUCUUGCCAUCACACAAAAAGGAGGACAUUGCAAAGAUGUAAAUAAAAUUAAGGGCUAUCUAAUUGAAGAGAGGUGUCCUUCCACAUUCACAUGGCUCACACAGAACAUGUACUGAUGAUCACUUGUCCACACGGCUUCUAUAUGCCGCAUGCUUACCCUAAUUCAGAAGCCUUGCCUUGUCAUCUCCUUUUGUGGUUGUUGACCAACCAGCUAGUCAAGCACUUUUGAACUGGAGCAUACAGAUU
This is a messenger RNA of Pogona vitticeps (central bearded dragon), 1216 nucleotides long. Lineage: Eukaryota; Metazoa; Chordata; Lepidosauria; Squamata; Agamidae. The record is from RefSeq and is a predicted model, not a curated record.